This is a messenger RNA of Orbilia oligospora ATCC 24927, 609 nucleotides long. RefSeq lists its product as uncharacterized. The record is from RefSeq and is a predicted model, not a curated record. The transcript has 2 exons. Lineage: Eukaryota; Fungi; Ascomycota; Orbiliomycetes; Orbiliales; Orbiliaceae. The coding region runs from base 1 to 609 and encodes 202 amino acids.
AUGCAAUUCACCACUGCUGCACUGACUGUUUUCGCCGCUGUUGCCGGAGUCGUCUCCGCCCAGCCUCCACCACCUCCACCCCCACCAACGCACAACCUUGAUGGCCCAUUCGCUCUUCAGCUCAGGGGUCCUCAUGUCAACUGGAACGAUAAGUUUCUCUCGCAUGUCCCGGUUGGUGGCACCGCCAACUUGGUGAUCCCCGAAAAUAACUCCGUCAACUUCUACCUUAAUACUACUGAUAAGACUCUUGUCUAUAUCGCACCACGCCCAAGACCCGGCCCACCUGGUGGUUUCCGGGAGCAAUACCCCUUCGUUGUUGUUCACAACUUGGUCUCUAACGUUGGCGGCAUCUAUAUUGCCGACGAUUCUGUUCAGGGUACCUCUGGCUGGUCUUUCAGCCAACAGGGUAUCUUGGAACUCGCUGGAUUCAGCAACCGAUUCCACAUUUGCACACACCAAACCCCUGCUGGCCCGAGGUCUGGUCUCGCAUGGCAAUACGGUGCUGGCAGAUUCGAUGUUCCAGAUUGCUCUCCCGUUGCUAUUCGACGUGUCAAUGUUCCACGAGGGUUUGGAGGUCCAGGUGGCCCACGGGGUAGGCCUCAGAUAUAA